Molecule: messenger RNA, 1134 nt
Organism: Phragmites australis (common reed)
Lineage: Eukaryota; Viridiplantae; Streptophyta; Magnoliopsida; Poales; Poaceae
Exons: 4
Coding region: 142-975 (277 amino acids)
Cellular component (GO): endoplasmic reticulum
Source: RefSeq, a predicted model, not a curated record
CACAACACCGCACCACCGCCUCCUCCCCCUCGUCCUCCUCACCCCAUGAGGCCGCCUCCGAGACAUGCCUCGUAGCCCCGGUAGCAGCCGCCGCCUCCUCCGCGUCUCUCCUCCGUCCGAGCCCCCCGCGCCUCCGUAGCCAUGGCCAUGCCGUUCGCGCGCCGCGACAUCGAGGCGGCGGGCGCCUGCUCCAGCCAGGACGACUCGCCGGCCGCCAAGAAGGGGAAGCCGGAGGCCUCUGGGAUGCGCCCCACGCUGACGCGGUCCGAGGCGUUCGCGUUCGCAGCCGUGCUCGCGCUCUUCACCGCCGGGAUCUGCUGUGUCUUCCUCGCCGCGCCCCGCCGCGAGUUCGGGCAGAUCCUACGCCUCCCUCGCAGCCUCGCCGACGUCCGCCUCCUCAAAGACAAUCUCGCUGUUUAUGCAAGAGAUCAUCAAGCAAAUUUUAUAUUGGGGUAUUGCUCAAUAUACAUCUUCAUGCAGACAUUUAUGAUCCCCGGAACAAUAUUCAUGUCUUUACUUGCCGGGGCUCUUUUUGGAGUGAUUAAAGGUGGCAUUUUGGUCGUCUUCACUGCCACAGCUGGCGCAUCAUCUUGCUAUUUUGUCUCCAAGUUGAUUGGAAGACCCUUGGUUAGUUGGUUGUGGCCUGAAAAACUGAGAUAUUUCCAGUCAGAGAUUGCUAAGAGGAAGGAAAAGCUAUUGAACUAUAUGCUUUUUCUGAGAAUAACACCAACUUUACCCAACACAUUCAUAAAUAUGGCGUCAUCCAUUGUUGACAUACCUUUCCAUAUUUUUUUUGCUGCAACGCUAGUUGGUCUCAUCCCAGCAUCUUAUAUCACUGUAAAGGCUGGUAGAGCUCUAGGCGAUCUGAAAUCAGUUAGAGAGUUGUAUGACUUCAAGACAUUAGUCGUUCUGUUCCUCAUUGGAUCUGUUGCUGUUGUUCCAACAAUCCUGAAAAGGAAGAGAACAUACGAAUGAGGCCUCAGCGCAUCUAAUACUGUCUCCAGAUGCUCGAAAAUGUAUUAGCUUUUUUUCCCCCUAUCCUUCUUGUUUUCUUGAUAUUGUAUACCUAUUCAAUUCUAGCUGUAGAGAUGUAACAUCGAAUGCUUCCUAAUACCAGAUGACGCUAUUACUGUA